Molecule: messenger RNA, 2233 nt
Organism: Daucus carota subsp. sativus
Lineage: Eukaryota; Viridiplantae; Streptophyta; Magnoliopsida; Apiales; Apiaceae
Product: calcium-dependent protein kinase
Exons: 8
Coding region: 270-1859 (529 amino acids)
Biological process (GO): peptidyl-serine phosphorylation; intracellular signal transduction; protein autophosphorylation
Cellular component (GO): nucleus; cytoplasm
Molecular function (GO): calcium/calmodulin-dependent protein kinase activity; calcium-dependent protein serine/threonine kinase activity; calcium ion binding
Source: RefSeq, a predicted model, not a curated record
GCUGAUAGGACUUCUGGAAAUCACAACUCUACAAUUCUUUUCUUAUUUUCUACACCCACAUUCAAUCUCUCAGAUAUCACUCAUCUUUCACAAUUUUCAAUCAAGAAUCCAAUCCUUUUGCCCUCUUCUUGAAUUCCAAGACUUGUUUCCCCAGUUCUUGAUUCUGGGUGUUUCAAAAAUCAUUAAAGUUUUAGAUUUUCGAUUAAAAAUCUGAUUCUUUAGUCCUUUUGGUUCAAUUCUUGAUCUGGGGUUUUCUUGAGGUGCAAAGUAUGGGAGGCUGUUUCAGUAAGAAAGAGUAUCAAGCAGAUGGUAAUGGGUAUAGAUCAGCUCCCACUGCUUACCAUACUGUUACUGACCAAAGCUAUGAAAAGUCAUCCCAAAGGUCUCAGCCUCAGGCUCAGCCACAGCCUCAGGUUCAGCAAACAGGGCCUUCACUUAAGCCCAGGCAAGUUCAUAGACCUGAGUCAAACACUAUUUUAGGCAAGCCAUUUGAAGAUAUUAGGGGUAAGUAUACUCUUGGGAAAGAAUUGGGCAGGGGUCAAUUUGGUUGUGUAUAUCAAUGUACUGAGAAUUCAAGUGGUCAAUUAUAUGCUUGUAAGUCUAUUUUAAAGAGAAAGCUUGUUAGUAAGAAUGAUAAGGAGGAUAUAAAGAGGGAGAUUCAGAUUUUGCAGCAUUUGAGUGGGCAACCAAAUAUUGUGGAGUUUAAAGGUGUUUUUGAGGAUAGGCAAUCUGUGCACCUUGUGAUGGAACUUUGUGCUGGUGGGGAGUUGUUUGACAGGAUUAUAGCUCAAGGUCAUUAUUCGGAGAGAGCGGCUGCUACGAUUUGUAGGCAGAUUGUGAAUGUUGUCCAUGUUUGUCAUUUUAUGGGGGUGAUGCAUAGGGAUCUUAAGCCUGAAAAUUUCUUGCUUUCGAGUAAGGAUAAAGAUGCAAUGCUGAAGGCGACUGAUUUCGGGUUAUCUGUCUUCAUUGAAGAAGGAAAGGUAUAUCGUAAUAUAGUUGGUAGUGCUUACUAUGUUGCUCCUGAAGUACUACGACGUAGUUAUGGAAAGGAGAUUGAUAUCUGGAGCGCUGGAGUUAUUUUGUAUAUUCUACUUAGCGGGGUACCUCCAUUUUGGGCAGAGAAUGAAAAAGGAAUAUUUGAUGCAAUACUGGAAGGAGUGAUUGACUUUGAAAGUGAACCAUGGCCAUCAGUCUCAAACAGUGCAAAAGACCUUGUUAGAAAGAUGCUGACACAGGAUCCAAGGAGAAGGAUUACUUCUGCACAAGUUCUUGAUCAUCCCUGGAUGAGAGAAGGCGGAGAAGCAUCAGACAAGCCAAUAGAUAGUGCAGUCCUCUCUAGAAUGAAGCAGUUCAGAGCAAUGAACAAGCUCAAACAACUUGCACUUAAGGUCAUCGCUGAAAGUCUAUCCGAGGAAGAAAUUAAAGGUCUUAAAUCCAUGUUUGCAAACAUGGACACGGACAAAAGUGGUACAAUCACUUAUGAAGAAUUGAAAUCAGGUUUGGCACGGCUAGGCUCAAAGCUAUCAGAACUGGAGGUCCAACAAUUGAUGGAUGCUGCUGAUGUAGAUGGAAAUGGUACAAUUGACUACCUUGAAUUUAUUACUGCUACUAUGCAUAGGCACAAGCUUGAAAGUUAUGAGCAUCUAUAUAAAGCAUUUCAGUAUUUUGACAAGGAUAAUAGCGGCUUCAUUACUAAAGAUGAACUGGAAUCUGCAAUGAAAGAGUAUGGAAUGGGUGACGAAGCCACUAUUAAGGACAUAAUCUCUGAAGUAGAUUCAGAUAAUGAUGGAAGGAUUAAUUACGAUGAGUUCUGUGCGAUGAUGAGAAGUGGCACACAACAGAAAGGGAAGCUUUUUUAGUGUCUCGCUAACCUCUUAGCUGCAAAAACCCUCUACUCGUUCUCACCAAGUCAGAGUUUCAGUGAACAGAAGAAUGAAAAGCAAUUUCAGGGAUAGGUACAAGGUUCUCAGCUGUCUAUAUCGAAUUCAGUAUUAAGGGAUGGAUAAUUAGAGUUAAUGAGGUUUUUUUGGUUCGGUUUGGUUCGAGUUAUAAUAUGCUGGUUUACAUAUAAUUUCAUGAGCAAAUUUCAUUUUGCAGUGUACUGUAUAUUUUCUUCUUCCCUUCUUUUCACCGAAUAUUGUUGAUUAAGAGGUUUGUGUAUGAGAUGUUAAAACUGUUUUUGAGGUCGACAAAUAAAUAAAACAGUAUGAGGUAAGCUUACUGUAUGAAGAAA